Messenger RNA from Lates calcarifer (barramundi perch), 2099 nucleotides. It is a transcript of the gene slc35b1, whose product is annotated as solute carrier family 35 member B1. The coding region runs from base 428 to 1420 and encodes 330 amino acids. Gene Ontology annotation, biological process: UDP-galactose transmembrane transport. The transcript has 9 exons. NCBI's taxonomy places the organism in Eukaryota, Metazoa, Chordata, Actinopteri, Centropomidae. Gene Ontology annotation, cellular component: Golgi membrane; endoplasmic reticulum membrane. Gene Ontology annotation, molecular function: UDP-glucose transmembrane transporter activity; UDP-galactose transmembrane transporter activity. The record is from RefSeq and is a predicted model, not a curated record.
UUCACAAAGCCAAUUUUCCUGACGCGACCUCUUUUUUCCCUUUAAAUAUAGGUUUGAUUUCUGAAUGAAAACACGAACUAAACUCACCUGACAGUCUUUACAGGUGGGAAUGGGAUGCUGGUGAUGUUACAGCUGUCCCGGAGCGGAGAUACACUGGGAUGAUACUAAAUAAACAAUAAUGACUUGAUAUCUCCAGACAAUUCAAGAUACCGUUAGCAAACUCUGGGAGAUAACACCCACUGCACGAGAGGGUUUAGUGAUAUUUGUCAGUAAAACCUUCAUCUUAUAUAAAAUCUACAGCUAACAGAAAAACGCGAGCACCAUUUCCGGGCUCGUGACAUCGGCUAUAGUGGAGCGGGACGUCGGUGUGAGGGGAACGGGGAGCGGAGCGGUGUCGCUUACCAUACCCGGGCUGGUGGACGACAGCAUGGCUGCGGGAAAGGGAGCAGGGAAGCCCGCCUCGCUGUGGGACAAUAUGCGAAUACGGUUCAUCGUUUGCUUCCUUGGAGUCUUCGUGUGUUACUUUUAUUACGGAAUAUUACAAGAGACAAUCACUCGGGGUGAUUAUGGUCAAGGAGACAAGAAGGAGAAGUUCAGAUUUGCGCGGACACUGGUCUUCAUUCAGUGUAUUAUCAAUGCUAUCUUUGCUAAGAUCUUGAUCCAAUUUUUUGAGGGCUCCAAACCAGAUCACACCAAGAACUGGCUCUAUGGACUGUGUUCCCUCUCUUACCUUGGGGCCAUGGUCUCCAGUAACUCUGCCCUUCAGUUUGUCAACUAUCCCACACAGGUGUUGGGGAAAUCCUGCAAGCCCAUACCAGUGAUGAUCCUUGGAGUUACAAUACUGAGGAAGAAGUACCCACUGGCUAAGUACCUGUGUGUGCUGCUGAUUGUGAGCGGUGUGGCUCUGUUCCUCUACAAACCCAACAAAAGCUCAGCUGUUGCAGAUGACCAUGUUUUUGGCUUUGGAGAGAUUCUGCUGCUGGUCUCUCUGACAUUGGAUGGUUUGACUGGCGUGGCCCAGGACCACAUGAGGGCUCGCUUCCAGACGGGUGCCAAUCACAUGAUGCUGAACAUCAACAUGUGGUCCACUCUGGUGCUUGGACUAGCUGUGUUGUGGACAGGGGAGGUAUGGGAGUUCCUGAGUUUUACUGAACGCCACCCCAGCAUCCUCUACAAUAUUGUUCUGUUUGGUAUGACCAGUGCUUUAGGCCAGACCUUCAUCUUUAUGACGGUGGUGUACUUUGGGCCUCUGACCUGCUCUAUCGUCACCACCACAAGGAAAUUCUUCACAAUCCUUGGCUCUGUUAUUCUGUUUGGCAACGUCAUGAGUACGAUGCAGUGGGUUGGCACCGUCCUAGUUUUCCUUGGUCUCGGAUUGGAUGCUAAAUUUGGCAAAACCCCCAAGAAGACAACACACUAAAACAUCUGGAGCACAUGAGAGAAAGACAGAAAACAUUGCAGGAAAAAUGCAAAUACUCUAUAGCCAGUAUCUUAUUUUCAUAAGACAUCCUGUACAGGCAUACUGUAUGUGCCUAUGUGAUUUGUUCAAGUACAGUCAGAUUUUUAACUUAACUGUAUUUAAGAGAGAGUCGUCGUAGUUUUCAACUCCAGCUUCUGUUGUGUACUGCUGAUAUACUGAAGAGAACGUUUUACCAGGGAUCAAGUUGUGAAUGAGCUGCGAUGAGCCACUAACAUCUUUUUUGACAACAAGCUACUCCACAGUUUUGUGGAGGAAUUUGGACUGGCUGAAAGUCGCAGGUGGAAAAGAAAGUAUGUAGACAAAUCUUUAUUGUUUCUGAAACCAGCUCACCUCCCUUGGAUGGAAGUCAAACCAAACAAAGCCUAAGAAAACACAUUUCAGCUAACUCAAGAACUUACCACCAAGUAAGGCUUGGUUUACAAAUUGUUGCUUGAAUAUGUACUGUUAUCACAUAUGUAGUUUAUUUCUUGGCAAACAUUUGGCCAAGUAUCAUGCCAUUUAUGAAAUAUAAACGAUUGUAUGUAGCCUGUUGUGUUAUGUCCAAUCUUACUAUUGAAUUGUUUUUACUUUUAUUUUCUACAAGUUGAAAAUAACUUACCAUAAAAAGGGAAUUGUGUUA